Molecule: messenger RNA, 1696 nt
Organism: Pocillopora verrucosa
Lineage: Eukaryota; Metazoa; Cnidaria; Anthozoa; Scleractinia; Pocilloporidae
Product: actin-like protein 6A
Biological process (GO): chromatin remodeling; regulation of transcription by RNA polymerase II; nervous system development
Cellular component (GO): NuA4 histone acetyltransferase complex; SWI/SNF complex
Molecular function (GO): chromatin binding
Source: RefSeq, a predicted model, not a curated record
AGUUUCUUGACCAGUUCCUCUUCUAAAGUGGAUCAAUAACAAACUUUACUGGUUUUUCUUCAAACUUAAACUACAGAUUAAAAUGAGUGGCGGAGUUUACGGAGGAGACGAAGUUGGCGCGAUCGUGUUCGACAUUGGCGCCCAUUCAGUUCGGGCCGGUUAUGCUGGUGAAGAUUGUCCUAAGUAUGACAUCCCAACACAUGUAGGAACCUUAGAAGAGGAAGUCAAAGAUGAAAUUAUGGAAACUGAUGCUCCUCCUGAAGAGAAGCCAAAACUUCCAGAGAAAAAAUACUACAUCGACACCAAUUACAUCCAUCUUCCUAAAGAGAACAUGGAAAUUAUUAAUCCAGUUAAGGAUGGAAUGAUUGAAGAUUGGGAUACAUUUGAGAAACUGCUGGACUAUAUGUAUGCGAAGGACAUCAAGUCUGAAUCAGCUCUUCACCCUGUGGUUAUGUCAGAAGCUUCAUGGAAUGUACGUGCAAAGAGAGAGAAACUUACAGAACUGAUGUUUGAAAAAUAUAAUAUCCCAGCAUUCUUUCUGUGCAAAAGUGCAGUGCUCACAGCAUUUGCAAAUGGUAGAUCCACUGGACUAGUUAUAGAUUCUGGAGCAACACAGACCAGUGCUGUGCCUGUUCAUGAUGGAUAUGUUCUUCAACAAGCAAUUGUCAAGUCUCCCUUAGCUGGGGACUUCAUCACUGCUCAGUGUCGACAAAUGUUUGAAGAACAGAAUAUUGAAAUUGUCCCGCCUUACCUCAUUGCUAGUAAGGAAGCCUCCAAAGAAGGUGGGCCUGCUAUUUUCACCAAGAAGAACAAUAUUCCACCACUUACGAAAUCAUUUCACAGACACAUGGUUACUGAAACCUUACAAGAUUUCCAGGCGAGUGUGCUCCAAGUAUCCGAUGGUCCCUAUGAUGAAAGCAUUCUUGGCAAUAUUCCUGGAGUGGUUUACGAAUUUCCAAAUGGUUAUAACAACACAUUUGGUGUGGAGAGAUUUAAGAUUUGUGAAGGACUCUUUGAUCCCUCAAAUGUCAAGGGUAUUGAGGGAAGCACAGCUAUUGGUGUCACACAAGUGGUCACCACAAGUGUAGGAAUGACAGACAUAGAUAUAAGAGCUGGUUUGUUUGGAUCUGUUAUCGUCACGGGCGGAAAUACUCUGUUACAAGGUUUUAAUGAAAGACUGAAUCGAGAGCUUCUUUCUAAAACACCACCAAGCAUGAGAUUAAAGCUGAUAUCUAGUGCGCCCACGGAAAGACGAUUUAACCCAUGGAUAGGCGGUUCUAUUCUCGCAUCACUGGGCUCAUUUCAGCAAAUGUGGAUAUCAAAACAAGAGUACGAAGACCAAGGAAAGGGAUGUGUCGAAAGAAAAUGUCCUUGACGACUUCGUCUUUGGCAGCAACUGUAGUGUAUAUUUAAUGUAUCAUAAUAGAUUUCGCCAGAUCACCGUAAAGCUCUUUUUGUAACGUUUUUAUAUUUCAGAAUAGCGUAUGAACAAUACUUGAGGUUGUUUUUCGAACCAGGGGUAAACUGAGCAACUAAACAGAUUGACUAACUGUGACGUUUUCCGAGCACAGUUAACAGCAAUAGACAUGAAAUCUCAACACGAUUGACGACGAAUGCUGUCACGUUUUCUUAACCAAAGAAAAAACCCACAACUCAAGGUUGUAAAAUGUCUCUCAAGUAAAUCAACAAAAUAUGA